AUGACUUCAACUACAGCAUCUAUCACGUGGCAGCUGCAGCAAGACCACAACCACAAUCACAACCACCACCAUAACAACAACAAUAACAACCACUCUAACCACCCUAACCCCCGUGUUUCUAUAAAUAGCAUUCAACCCUUACCCAAACCCCUACCCUCUCCAACUGCCACGCCAAAUUCCUCACUGGCUGCCGCCUCCUCUGCUUUUUCUUCUUCUACUUCCUCCUUUUCUUCGUCUUCCCGCAGCUCCGCCAGCAGCUUUUCUUCAGCAGGAACAACAACUUCUUCAUCUUCAUCUUUAACAAAUAAUAAUAAUAAUAAUAAUAAUAAUAACAAUAACAAUUAUUCUUCAACUUCAUCUCAAAGUGGAACUAAAAAAUUAGCCGCCUUUCUUUUAAAACGUCCAAGGUCUUCUGAAAACCGUCCAGUAGCUCAGUCUUCUACUUUUCCUACUUCUAAUCUUGGCUCAAAGAGAAGCUCUCUCUCUUUUACAUCUCGUUCAAGACCUUCUUCCUCUAUAGUUGUGGACAAAACCCCUGUGCUUUCACAACAACAACAACAACAACAACAACAUAGAACUUCUAUCCAGCUUCCUCCGGUAGCUGUAAACGAAUCUUAUACAGAUCUUACAGGUCUUUUUGAUAAAGACCCUUUUCAAAAAAAGAAAAGUCGCCGGCCUCGUUCCAUUAUGAAUUUCGAUUACUCGGCCCAUUCUGGCAACAACAGCAACAAUAAUCACAACAAUAAUCAUGGUCUUGUAGUCUCAACUGAUUUGGACCGUCUUCCAGCAGUUCAGACUUUACCAAUCGUUACCCACCAAAGUUCUUUCUCCUCUGGCCUUGAGAUUCCAGACUAUUCAUACUAUGCCGAUGGAGGAUCUUUCCGAAACACUGACACAGAAGGAAGUGACAUUGAUGACGAUGACAAUAAUAGUAUCCAACCUAGCCCUGUCAAUGGCACUCGUCCAGAUUUCCCAUUUUCAGACUACAAGUCAAAUGGCUCUAACUCCUUGGAUCCUAAUCGCCUAGCUCCUCACCAUCACCAUGGUGUUACUUAUUACAAUAAUGAAUCUUCUCGACCAGAUUCAUCAUCAUCCUCAUCUCAAGGAGGUGGCCUCAAACAAUCUAGCUCAAACUUUCAAGGAUCCGGAUCUUCUUAUGAACCAGUCAGAGUUGUAUCUUCAAAUACUCCUUCAACAGUUCAAAAUGCAAACCCUCGUGGAUCUAGUUCUACUAGUUCUACCGUGGCUAAAGUUAAGUCCAUGUUUCCAGGAUUUGGUUCUUAUAAGGCCCUCAACAAAGCAUCUACAAGAAGCUCAGAAGAUACAAAUGGCCCCUAUACUUUUUCACAACAAAAUCCUCCAACUAACCCUGAAGAAGACGCUCCAUUGGUCUUUUCAAGUCCACAGCCCAAGCAGCAUUUCCAUGAAAUUGAAUUGGGCCCUACAUACAAGGCUAAAGUCACUCCGUUUGAACAACACCAGCGUCGUCAAUCAUUGCGAAACGUUAAUGACUUAAAUUCUAACGCCUUAUCCCCCAGCAUGAAUCGCUCUUCUAGUUUUGGAAACAAUAGUGUUAAUUACAAUAAUAACAAUAACAAUAACAAUAAUAUCCGCUCUACAAAUAGAUUAUCUUCAGAACGCGACCAACUUUUGCUUCAACAACAACGACCUUUUGAAGAUUCAACAAAUACUUAUGCAAAUAAGCGCAACUCUAUUGCUUCUUCUGUUGCUGACAAUGAGGCCCUCGACUUUGUUCCCAACCUUAGACCUUCAAUCGACCCCACAGGUUCUCGCAUGCGUGUUGUUGGCACCUCGUCUUCCAACAGUUUAGUUAUGACAAAGAGCCAGUAUGACAAGUACAAACAAGAACUUGACACUAAAAAGGAGCGCCGUAAAAAGAAGCGCAAUAGUUCCAUUAGUACUGAUGAAAACACUAGUGACAAGGAAAACGCCAAGAAGCUUAAAGAAGGUGGGGAAACUAGACAAGUUGAAAAAAACAAUGAUGGCGAUUAUGAUAAUGAUGAUGACGAUGAUGACGACGAUCUGAAGGCUUCUGACACUUCUGAUGAUGAUGAUGAUAGUGAAACUAAUGAUGCAGAUGAUGAAGAUCGUCGCAUUAAACGUCUGGAGGAGGACGAGGAGAGAAAAAAACAAACCAUUCGAAUGCGUUUGAGACAAGACGCCCAUUUGGCUGUGUACCGUCAAAAAAUGACUAAACUUACUGGCUCCCAGAUUGGGCUCGGCAAUUAUCCUGUUCUUAACAGUGCAGCCUUUUCUGGUGACUUUGACAGUGAGAAUUCGGAUGAAGAUGAGUAUGAUGAUGUUCCUCUUGGUAUUUUACAAGCACAUGGUUUCCCUACAUCUUCACGUCUUAAAACUGCACGCUCUCAGCCCAACCUUAUGGCUCAAGGCAUUUCAAACACUUCGGCAACUUCCCAAGGUGAUGUACUUGGAUCAGGUGCCUCAUCUGCAUAUCUUUUGGGCACUACAACUCCUCGACCACUUGGUGGAGACGCUGUUUCUGUUCGGUCAUUUGGGUCCCCUAUUCGUUCAACUACUCCGGCACCCGACGAUGGUUACCUGGCUAUGCGUAACCCUUCGGUUGGUCUUCCUGCCGUUUUUGGACAAUCUGGUAUGACGAUGAACCGUGGUCUUAUUGGCGAGAUUGCCAAGGAAGAAGAAGCCAAGUUACGUCGCAAGUCGAUGAUGAACAAUUUGGCCAAGGAGCGUACAAACACACUUAUUGAUCAAAUUGAGCGAUCAUCUGUUUACCAACAACAAAUGCUUGAUGAUCAUCAACAACAACAACAACAACAACAACAGCAGCAACAACCUCAGGGCCAGCAAUCUGAGAUUCAAGCACAGUUGUCUCAGAUGAUGGCUCUUCAAACCCAGAUUCUUCAACAAAUGCAAAUUCAACAGCAAGGUUCUGCUGCCCAACCAGCACCCUCUGUUAUGGGUGUGGGUGCUCCUGGAGCUGGAUACAUGACUCCAAUGCAACAGUUUGCACCGACCAAGAAUUGGAGCUCUUUUGAUAUGAUUAACAAUCCUAGCUCGCAAAGCAUGAUGACACCCAUGAUGCGGGGGGCUGGUGGUGCACCAUCUAUUAGGUCAUACUCGCCUUCUAUUCAUGGUAGUGUUCAUUCUAAUGAACUUAUGAUUUCUGCACAGCCUAUUCAACAACAACAGCAGCAGCCACAACAACAACAGCAACCACAGAUUAUGCAUCCGGUACCUCAACAGGCUACCAAGUCUGUGGCUGUGGCAGCUGCGACUGUUGCUUUGGCAAAUGCAAAUAACCGUCAACACAAGCAUACCAAUAGCACACCUUCUUUUAAGUUUCCUAAACAAGCAGGCCAAGCUCAAGCUCAAGCUCAACCACCACAACAACAACAACAACAACAAAUUACACUUGUUUCUGAUGGCACUGUACCUGCAAUUGCCGGAUCAGAUUUGCAACCACCUUCAUCUCCAUCAUCUGCUGUUGCACGAAACCCUAGUCCGCUUGGUGGUAAUGUACAGACUCGACCUGAGAGCGAGUAUGUUAGUGACAAUGGAGACGAUGAUGAUGAUGAUGACGAUGAGGCAGGAUGGAAGGAAAUGAUGGAGCGUCGCAAGCAGUUUAGACGGAGCUUGUGGAAUACAACUGCUCCAAGCAAUGCUCCUUCUGCAGCUCUUGUGUUGUAA
Molecule: messenger RNA, 3687 nt
Organism: Magnusiomyces paraingens
Lineage: Eukaryota; Fungi; Ascomycota; Dipodascomycetes; Dipodascales; Dipodascaceae
Exons: 1
Coding region: 1-3687 (1228 amino acids)
Source: RefSeq, a predicted model, not a curated record